AUGGAAAAUAAUGUAGCAUAUUGCUUAUUGGCGGAAUUUGAUAUAGACCAAGGUUCUACGCUCUCUCAGCAGUAUCCAUUUCCAACCGGUACAGAUGAGCACUUACUCGCUGAUCUCAUGAUUCCAGAGGGUGCUCACGAUCAAAACGAAGAUUGGACAAUAUUCUUCCUCAAUCAGACACCUGCAAAUACAAUCGCUCCUCCCUUGGAUUCAGAGGCUCCUACACCGUUCAUAAAACAUAGGAGAACUUACUCAAAGGUGCUCGACCAGGAAGUCAACCCUAAACCUCAGCUUCUCUAUGUCUUGAAUUUGGUGAGAACAAAAAAGGAUGAUACAGUCCCAAGAGGUGCUCUUGUCAAGGCUCUGGCUAUAUGUUCAAAACAACCGUAUAUUCAUAUUUACAAACCAAUUCUUCUCCUAGCACUUGAAGACUACUUCCAGUCAGGCUCACCUUCUAUCCUUUCACGUCUCUACGAUGCUAUAAACAAUAUCAACUUCUCCUUAGUACCCCCAAUUUCACGUUCAGAAAAGUCAAUCCUCAGAGCUGCACCAGAUCGCAAGGAUUUAUUCGCUGAGAAAUGGUCUCACUCUUACUUCAAGCGUCCAUCUGAUGACUCAGACGUAUUGAGCUCCGCUUUUGAGGAUGACUUAACUGGCAAUAGGCGUUCAUCAAGCAAUUCAAAGACGAAUAAUUCUUUAGAAGAGGAAUUCGAAGAAAAGUUGAAGAGAACCAGCCUUGGUUUCUCUGAUCCACUUUCAGAAAGCAUUGGGCAUCAAUCUUACUUAGAGACUAUCCCAGUUGACACACAUUAUUACAAGACUACCAUUGGCUAUGUCAAUGUCGAUUACAAGAAAAUAUCCCUUCCGACGCGUGUACCUUUAGCUACAUUUGAUGAGGAAAUUGGUGAUUAUUCCAUAAUAAACCUCAUUCAGACAUUCUCUGCUCAUCCAGUUCCAUCAUCACCUAUGCAUCCUCACUUGCAUACUAGUGGUGCAUCCACACAUCCAAUUAUUCUCUUAUUUAAUGCUCUGAUAACACAAAAGCGCGUAGUAUUUUUGGGUUACGGUAAACCAGCAAGUUUGGUUACGAAUUUUGUACUAGCUGCUUGCGCCCUUGUCAGUGGUGGUGGUGGUGUUCUCAGGGGAUUCAUUGAAAGAGCGUUCCCUUAUACCUGUUUAAAGGAUCUGGAUAACUUCCUAAUGAUCCCUGGCUAUAUUGCAGGAGUAACGAAUCCUCGUUUUGAGGACAACCACGCAUGGUGGGACGUCUUAUUUAACAUAAACACAGGUAAAGUUACGGUUUCGAGCCAAAUAGAGCCUGUUCAUCAACUCAAACACAAUAUACUUUCAUCACCUUCACCAAUACCGACGUAUCAAACAUUAAAUAAUGGUAUAAGUAGUCAACACACUUCUCUGAGUACUCCUAUACCUUCAUCCGUGAUAAUGAAUCAAUCGUCAUCAUCUAAUAGCGUUAACCACCAGUCUAUGCAUUCAAACAACCAUGUAUUAAGUUCUCCACCAUCAAGAUCAAAGCUUGGAAUAUCGGAUAGCUUUUCUAGUGCAAUGUCCAAUGCCUCGGAUGAUGCUUCCAUAACCACGAACCAGAAAAACGAAAAUAAUCAUCGCGAAUCUUCGGAUAACAUUUUUAUGAAUGAGAUUAUGGCGCUUAUUAAUGAACACUAUGGAGAAGCACAUAUAAGAGCACGUUUCGCAGAUCUGGUUUCGUCAUUCGUAAAAAUAGCUUCGAGGUACGAGGAAGAAACUUCUCCCAACGGUCAGACAUCAAUUGGUUUCCCAUCUCAACCUUUCUCGAAUGGUCAACUUGGAAGUGGAACAGUUUUCACUGAUGAAAGUAACCGUGUUCGUGAACUUUCUGCAAAUGCUUUCCGGAUUGAAGGCUGGCAAGAAACAGCAACAUAUAAAAAUUAUGUGCAUGAUUUCCAACAAUACCUGAAAACUCGUGCUAUAAAAGAUAUUGAUAUUGCGCAUCAAAUUCAUAGACUCAGAACUGCGAAAGGUAUGAAUCCAACUGAAGCACAUAUAAUUUAUCGUAGUUUGGCACAAAAUACAGAAACCUAUGAGCAAGUGGUAGAGAUUAUUGAGCAAUUAUCACCGCAUCUUGAUGGCCUAUUACCACUAGGUUUCGGGUUGUUACAUCCUCAUAACUCUGUAAGAGAUGCAGCAAUGGAUUUCUUUAUUAAGCUUCAAUCAUACCCGCUGGGAAGUCUUCAGUUGAGUACGUUGAACGCUUUCUAUAGACUUGCCUUGAUGAGGCAAAUUGAUCACCGAUAUGGACAACAAUCAGCGCAACAGGUACUUUAAAUAAGAUUUAUGUGUAUUUAUAUAUUGUACUAAUAGUUUAGUAAACAAAUUAAUCUGUUUUCUG
Messenger RNA from Wallemia mellicola CBS 633.66, 2386 nucleotides. Its product is annotated as spindle pole body interacting protein. Gene Ontology annotation, cellular component: plasma membrane. The coding region runs from base 1 to 2322 and encodes 773 amino acids. Gene Ontology annotation, biological process: actin cortical patch localization. Lineage: Eukaryota; Fungi; Basidiomycota; Wallemiomycetes; Wallemiales; Wallemiaceae. The transcript is spliced from 11 exons. The record is from RefSeq and is a predicted model, not a curated record.